Messenger RNA from Tachyglossus aculeatus (Australian echidna), 786 nucleotides. RefSeq names its product transmembrane protein 60 (gene TMEM60). The record is from RefSeq and is a predicted model, not a curated record. The coding region runs from base 130 to 534 and encodes 134 amino acids. The transcript is spliced from 2 exons. NCBI's taxonomy places the organism in Eukaryota, Metazoa, Chordata, Mammalia, Monotremata, Tachyglossidae.
AUGUGACGUCCCGGGGAUCGAAGCCGGUGAGGCCUGCCCCGGCCCGGCGUCCAGCGGGUGGCUCUGAGGGUGUAUUUUCCUCUUUCCAGCCACCACCAGCAGCAACCUCCCCACCCCCCAACUGUUUAAAUGAGAAUGUCCCUGGCACAGAGAGUGCUGCUCACCUGGCUCUUCACAUUGCUCUUCCUGAUCAUGCUGGUGCUGAAACUGGAUGAAAAGGCCCCCUGGAACUGGUUCCUCAUCUUCAUCCCGGUGUGGAUAUUCGACACCAUCCUCCUGGUCAUGCUGAUCGUGAAGAUGGCGGGGCGGUGUAAAUCUGGCUACGACCCUCGCAACGGAUCCCAGAAUAUAAAGAAAAAGGCCUGGUACCUCUUGGCGAUGUUGCUCAAGUUGGCCUUCUGCCUGGCCUUGUGCGCCAAACUGGAACAGUUUGCCAACAUGAAGCUGUCCUACGUCUUCAUCCCGCUCUGGGCUUUGUUGGUCGGCGGCAUGACCGAGCUUGGCUGUAACAUCUUUGGGGCGCAGAGAGACUAAGUCACCUAAAAAUUAAGACUUCUUUAUCGUGGGGCAACGUCAUCGCAAAGCUGCUGCACUCUUCUGGAUCCCUCCAGAAGUACCAAAGAACUGAAAGAUGCCCAAAAUUGCACAUCUAGAAGAUAUUGCAGUUUCCAUUCAGUCAGGUUGUAUUGAAGAACUCCAAGCCAGCACUCAGAUAACUUACUCUAGAGAGCAUUGUGAUUAAUAUCCUUAUACUAUUCUAAUGUAAAUAAAUGAUUUUGGACCUGA